Messenger RNA from Myzus persicae (green peach aphid), 3698 nucleotides. RefSeq names its product phospholipase A1-like. The record is from RefSeq and is a predicted model, not a curated record. Gene Ontology annotation, molecular function: lipase activity. Bases 328 to 1566 code for a protein of 412 amino acids. Lineage: Eukaryota; Metazoa; Arthropoda; Insecta; Hemiptera; Aphididae. The transcript is spliced from 7 exons.
CACGCUGUUAUAUACUGUUCAUCCGCCGCAGCUGUCACUCGCGUAUUCAAUACUACGCUCACUGCUCUGGCGGUAACUUAGGUAUUAUGAUAUAAUCGUUAUUUGUCGUCAACGAUAUAUCGUAAUAAUAAUACCGUCGUCGGCGUAAUUAAUAUUAUACCUGUACAUAAAAUAUAUGUGUGCCAGUGCUAGUCGCCGGAGAAGAGUGGUACGUUUUUCCUCCAAAAGAACUAAACAAUUCCGAUCCGAACUCGACGGCAGUGAAUUCUCGACGAAAAGUACAACAUAACAUAUUAUAGUACCUACCUAUAUUAAAAUAACAUUAAUAUGACUCAGACCAACAAGUCGGGCACGGUUGUGGUCUUCGAAAUCGGCUUCUUCUGCGUGUUGUUCGCGUCCAUCACCUCCGGCUCGUUGGUCGGCAGAGGAAGAGGACUGAUUCAGAAUGCACUAAACAUGGGCGUUAGACACGAUAAUAACACCGGCCGCAGCGACUGCGUGUACAAACGAGAUGCAGACGACACGUGUCCCGGAGAGGAUAUACUUUUUCAUUAUUACACUCUCAGAAACACCGGUGGAAGUGGUGGAGGAGGAGGAGACGGGUAUUCGAGAAUGCAGAAGCAACAAAUCGAAUUCACGUCACCCGCUUGGCUGCACUCGAGCGGAUGGGACCGUUCGCUGCACACGGUGUUAAUUGUGCACGGAUAUGGUGGAGCGGGUCAAGACUAUUUGCCAGGAGCGGUGCUAAGAGACGCAUACUUGAACAACGGAAAGUACAACGUGUUCAUGGUGGACUGGGGAAAACUGUCGGCGAUUCCGUGUUACGCGGCCUCCGUGCACAAUCUCAAGCCCGUGGCCAGGUGUAUGGCGGUCAUGUUGACGCAUUUGCGAGCCGCCGGACUGGACGUGGACCAGCUCACGUGUGUUGGUCACAGCUUGGGCGCACACCUGUGUGGAAUAAUGGCCAACUACCUGCCGUUCAGAAUGCACCGCAUCAUAGGUGUGGAUCCGGCAAAACCAUUGAUCCGUAACCGGGCGUCCAGCCGAUUGGAUUCUGGGGACGCGGACGUCGUUCAGAUCAUACAUGCCACUUCCAAAUACGGCGAUUUGAAACGUAUGGGGCACGUGGAUUUCUGUCUGAAUGGCGGACACGUCCAACCGUUCUGUUCCAACUCUUCCGAUACCGAACUCUGUGGUCACACGAGGAGCGUAUGUUACCUGGCAGAGAGUUUGGACUCUGAAGCCGCCCGAAAAGCGGUACCGUGUACCAGGAGAUGUUUGCAGGGUGGCGAAGGAGGUUCGAGUUAUUCGACUGUCAACUCUUUCGGACAAACGCCGUACGUCGUCCUGGGCCAACACACACCCGACGAGGUGAACGGCGUGUACUGCGUGACCAACUCGGACGCACCGUACUGUUCUAAAACCAGCGUCAAGGGUAGUCCAUACUGCUGUCCGCCGCCACCUGCGAACGGUCAACAGUCGAACAGCGAUACCGUCGAUCAAUCGAUGAGGCUGCCCGAAGACGAGGACUACAACAGUAGCAACAACAACAAGAACAACAACUGAAAUCACGGACGGGUAAAGGAAAAAAAAACAUCAAAAACACUGAAAAAUCAUAAGACGUCUUAAUUUUAUUGUCUUUACACGAAAUGUACAAAAUAUCAAAUAUUUGUUUUUAAAUAUAACAUAAUUUAAGUCACAUACAUACACAUUUAUAUAUUUAUAUAUAUUUAUAAUAUUAUCAUGUUUAUGCACUCGUGCGACUCGUAUAAAUCAUGUAUAUAGGUAGAACCUCGUUAUCACAUAUUAUAUUAAUAUGAAUAUUAUAACAUGCACAAUGCACAUCUAUAGAAUAUAUAUGGCUAUAAUUAUAUAUUGUAUUAUGCAUUUACAGAGUCCAGAUGUCGAUGAAGCUUUUUAAAAUGAUCGGAAAUCUCGACAUCGUAAUUUAUUCCAUAUUAUUAUAGGCGGGCAUAUAGGUGUGUAUUACAUCGCAUUAUCGGCAAAGUUGCGGUCUGUGAUCUACAGAGGUGGCUGCAUAUUAUUUCGAUUAUAUCGACUAUCGUUGACUCAAACCGGAGACGGUGUUGUUUUUGCGUUUUUGGUAUUUCAAAAAAAAGCGACAAAAAGUAUUUUUCCGCAGACGGUUGAGCGACGAUAUCACCGAGCAGCGGUCGUAGUAAAUAAAUUAUUAUAUUAUUAUUACACACUAUAAAUCAUUUUUGUUACGAAAAUGGAUUAAAAAAAUAAAUCGAGACGGCCGUGAAAAAAAACGGUCGGUCGGCCGGUCGGUUAAGAUCUAUCUUAAAAGUUAAAAACAUUAAUCAUUUGACAUAUUCCGCACAGAGAUAUACGCAGCAUAUUAUAAUACAAUAAUAAUUUAUACUACGCUUUCAUAGUCAUAAUAAUAUAGUAUUAAAUAUAUACAGUUAAAAAUAAAACGAAACGUCAGGAAAUAGGAACACUCCCCUCACCAAUGUCUUGCAGUGGACUAAAAAUAAUGAUAAAAAAUUAGCUUAAAAAUAUUAUCGAAAGAAUAUUCCCUCAUACUGUGACAAAGCAAUGAAAUAUUUAAAGAAAAUAAUGGCACAUUAAUGAUGAAAGAAAAACUUCGCGAGUACAAUUGCGCCAUUCUCGAGAAUGUGAUAAACAACAAAUAGAAAAAUAUUUAGUUCGAAUGAUAUUGGACGACGGCGUUGACGGUUGUACGCGCGUGUAUUUAUUUCAAAACCAAAAAAAUGACUUUUUUUAGUGAUACGAUAAGCAGAGACGCAAAUAAAUAAUUUGGGAAUAGGUAUAAUAAUAUUAUAACAAAUGGGCGGCAAUUUACUGUUUAUAGAACGAGUUUGUUAAAAACAAAAAUGAUAGUAAUAAUAAAAUUGUUGAAGACACGUUACGUUGAUGUCAAUAAAACAGUCUUCAAGACGCAACGGGAAACUUGUUUGAAAUUAUUAGAGAAAAUUCCGAGUGACGGACUUCGCCAAGUGUCGAACAAAUUGAUCGCGAGGUUUCGUCUUUCAUGACUUUUAUUUUUCGCCGAGAGCAUGACGUUUAUAAUAUUACAACGAGAUAAACAUCCACCUGUUUGAUCUGUGCCUAUAAUAUUUUCAUGUCGCGUUGGUUUUUGUGCCAUACCGUUUACUAGGUCCUGUCGCCGACGCAUUCGGCCGCGUUUAAACAGUAUACUGGGUACUCAUUUUCAUUCUUUCCGUUAACCCUAGGUUUUCCGGUGGAUGAUGACCAAAAAAAAAUAUCGUAUAAGAUAUGGGUUGGGUAAGUGACAUUUAGGGAUCGUCAAGCCAACGACUAUAUAGCAUAUUAUAAUAAUAUUAUCAUGAUUAUGGCAAUGGAAACGAAAAUAAAUAUAAUUAUAUAAUAUUUCAAUUUUAUCGAUUUUGUACAAUAUAAUAUAUUUUAGAAAUGUUAUACCUACUUACAAAGUUGAAAAACACACGGUCUUCUGCAAGUCUAACUGUGUUAGUAGGUAUACUUAUAUCCAGUAUUCGUAUUCGGUAAAGGAUUUUUCGCUCGUCGAAAACUGCUGAUUUUUCUAUGAACACUAGUUUUGGGGGAGGAGAGGGGGCUGAUAAAUUAAAAGUUACACGUAAAGGUGGUGUUAUGACGUUAUCUCUGAACAGCCAAUAAAAGAGAUGGAUCGUAGUAUUAUAUUAACACUAGUUGAGUCUAAUUGGAUUAUG